This is a messenger RNA of Diospyros lotus (date-plum), 1070 nucleotides long. RefSeq names its product L-ascorbate peroxidase 3. The transcript has 9 exons. Gene Ontology annotation, molecular function: peroxidase activity; heme binding. Lineage: Eukaryota; Viridiplantae; Streptophyta; Magnoliopsida; Ericales; Ebenaceae. Gene Ontology annotation, biological process: response to reactive oxygen species; cellular response to oxidative stress; hydrogen peroxide catabolic process. Bases 97 to 954 code for a protein of 285 amino acids. The record is from RefSeq and is a predicted model, not a curated record.
UAGCGCUCCGUUGGGGUUCACUGGAAGCCAAUCAAAUCCAUUUUCUUUCCAACUCUCUCCUCUUCUCCUCAGUGUCUGGACCCAAGCUUGGCUUCAAUGGCGAUGCCAGUUGUCGAUACGGAGUACCUCAGGCAAAUCGAUAAGGCUCGUCGCGAUCUACGCGCUCUCAUCUCCAGCAAGAAUUGCGCCCCCAUCAUGCUUCGCUUGGCGUGGCACGACGCUGGGACUUAUGAUGUCCAUACGAAGACCGGAGGUCCUAAUGGUUCGAUCAGGAGCGAGCAAGAGUACAGUCAUGGCGCAAACAACGGCUUAAAGAUUGCAAUUGACUUCUGUGAAGAGAUAAAGUCCAAACAUCCAAAGAUUACAUUUGCAGACCUUUACCAGCUUGCUGGUGUUGUUGCAGUUGAGGUCACUGGGGGUCCAACUGUUGACUUUGUUCCUGGAAGGAAGGACUCGCUGAUUUGUCCCCAAGAAGGGCGAUUACCAGAUGCUAAGAAAGGGGUACCGCAUUUGAGAGAGAUAUUCUAUAGGAUGGGUUUAUCUGACAAGGAUAUUGUAGCACUCUCAGGGGGCCACACACUGGGAAGGGCGCACCCAGAGAGAUCAGGUUUUGAUGGCCCCUGGACUAAGGAGCCCCUGAAGUUUGAUAACUCAUACUUCGUGGAGCUGCUGAAGGAAGAAUCAGAAGGGCUGUUAAAACUUCCAUCAGACAAGGCUCUACUGGAUGAUCCUGAGUUCCGCCGUUACGUUGAGCUGUAUGCAAAGGAUGAGGAUGCGUUCUUCAGAGAUUAUGCAGUGUCCCACAAGAAACUAUCCGAAUUAGGGUUCAAUCCGAGCUCCAAGACUGGGGUGAAGGAUGCUGUGAUACUGGCACAAAGCGCAGUUGGCGUAGCUGUUGCUGCAGCCGUGGUGGUCCUGACUUACUUGUAUGAAGUUCGAAAAAAGAUGAAAUAAACUAGACUUCUAAAUUGGCCAUAUGGAGUUUAUAUACAUCAUCAUGUAUGAAUUAUUAUUGUAAUAAUGAAAACCCACCAGUAUGGGAGUGGAUGAAUAAAGCUUUCAUUGAAGUA